AUGGCUGCAAUGAAGCUUGUCACGGAGUGGCCGCUGCAGGGAAUCCACCAGGCAAAGGAACGUUGCGAUGCCAACAAUGUGCUCAAUGCUGCCGUUUGUGUUGUCCAAGGAUUGAGGUUGAGGGUCUCAUCUUCAGUAGACACAGCAAUCAAGCCACAUAGCCACCAUCUCAAAGGACAACAAUCCAAGUUACUUCAUUACAACAUCUCUCUUCAAUCACAAACAUUCAACCCCACCAUCGCAAUUAUGAGACUCGCAGCUAUUAUCGCUGCCACUGGUGUCAUCUUCACGGCUAGUGUCAGUGGCCUCGCCUGCAAAGACGGCAUCAAAUACUGUAGCUAUAACCUAAACAGCGGAGGUCAUUUCUGGACUGAAGACGAGAUUUGGUCUCAGCUUCAAUCCGAGGGCCUUCCAGAUGGUUAUACCAAGGGUCACAUACAGCAUACGCUUUUCAAAUGUCAGGACCGCUGGUAUUGGUCCAAGGCCCACCUCUAUUAUGUCGAGUGGUGUGCCAACAGCUGCCAGAAUGGUGGGGGUGGGAAGGAUGAUCUUUGCAGACCUCAUGCAAACGACUGAUUGCUCGUGAAUGGAAUUAGAGGCUGGCAUCU
This is a messenger RNA of Fusarium graminearum PH-1, 608 nucleotides long. RefSeq lists its product as uncharacterized. The transcript has 3 exons. The record is from RefSeq and is a predicted model, not a curated record. NCBI's taxonomy places the organism in Eukaryota, Fungi, Ascomycota, Sordariomycetes, Hypocreales, Nectriaceae. The coding region runs from base 1 to 576 and encodes 191 amino acids.